Molecule: messenger RNA, 2130 nt
Organism: Paramecium tetraurelia
Lineage: Eukaryota; Ciliophora; Oligohymenophorea; Peniculida; Parameciidae
Exons: 4
Biological process (GO): protein phosphorylation; regulation of mRNA processing; spliceosomal complex assembly
Molecular function (GO): ATP binding; protein kinase activity
Source: RefSeq, a predicted model, not a curated record
AUGAAAUAGAAAAAUAAGAAACCAAUCUCUGAACUUUUGAAGCAAAAAAGAAUAGCAGAGCAAUAAUCUUAACCUGUUUAAUAGCCCCCUUCACCUCCAUCUCGAUCAUCUUCAUCAUGCUCAUCUAAAACAUCCAAUCCAUAUGAAGAUAGUAGUGAUGCUGAGGAUUAUGAGGAUUACAAAAAAGAUGGUUAUCAUCCUGUUAGUAUUGGUGAUAAAUUUCAUAAUGGAAGAUUUUAGGUGAUUCAAAAAUUAGGAUGGGGGCAUUUUUCAACAGUUUGGUUAGCACACGAUAAAUAAUCUGAAACACAUGUUGCAUUGAAAAUAUAAAAAAGCAAAUAGAGUUAUCAAGAAAGUGCCAUUGAUGAAUUAGAACUUUUGAAGGAUUUGUAGAAGCAUUUGAAAGAUGAAAAAUGGAUUUAGUAUUAAGAGCAAUUAUCACAGAUUCCAAAGUUGGAUUACACGACUUUAAAGUGGUAUGAUCCAAAUAUCAAAAACACAGAGCAAGAUAUGGAGAUUAAAGUGAAAUUGAAUGAAACAUAUUGUGUGGAAAUGGUUGAUAAUUUUAUUCAUUAUGGGAUGCAUGGAAAACAUUACUGUACAGUUUUUGAAGUCUUAGGACCAUCCUUAUUAGAUUUAAUUAUACACUUUGAUGAUUAUGAUAAAAGAAUGGGUAUGUGGUUAGUAAAAUAAAUUACAAGAGAACUCUUAAUUGGAUUAGUGUAUAUGCAUGAAGUAUGUAACAUCAUCCACACAGAUUUGAAACCAGAAAAUAUUAUGCUUUAGUUGAAAUCAUAAAAUUUUGGAGAAUUUGUAGAAUAAAUGAAAAUGGUUAAAAAGAAACCAAUAAGUAUGAAAUUCUUGGAUACAUUAAAAAAAUCAAUGAAGUCAACUAAUAAAAAGUAGGAAAAAAGAAAAAAGUAGAAAUAAAAGAAACUGUAAUAGUAAUAAGAAAAAGAUUAGUAAGUUUAGAAUGAAUAAUAAUAAAGUGAAUAACUUUAAGAAUAAAAAUUAAAGGAUACAUAAGUACCAAAUUAAGAAACAAAUAAUAUUACAAUAUAGCAAUCUGUUUAAGAAGAUUAAUAAUAAUAAUAAUAAUAAUAAUAAUAAUAAUAAUAAUAAUAAUAAUAAUAAUAAUAAUAAUAAUAAUAAUAAUAAUAAUAAUAAUAAUAAUAAUAAUAAUAAUAAUAAUAAUAAUAAUAAUAAUAAUAAUAAUAAUAAUAAUAAUUAAUAGUGUAAGAAUGUGUAGAUUAAAAUUCAACAAAUGUAUAAUCAACUUUAACUGAUACAAUUACAGAGGAAGAUACUUAAUAAAUAUAAAUUAUUGAUAAUAGUUAAAGCUAAGUCGAAAAAUAGGAUAAAAGUGAUAAAAAUAAUUUGGAAUAAGAAUAAAAAGAAGAAACUCAUCAUAUACAUAAACAUAGAAAUUUACAAAAAGAGAAAGAAAAAGCAUUGAAGGAUAAAAAGAAAAGUCAUAGUAAAGAAGAAGAAGUUUCUUCAGAUGAAGAGGAUGAUUAAGAUUGGAAAUCGGAUGAGGAAAGUGAAGAAUCAGAAUCAAAGGAAGUAGAUGAAGAGACCUUGUAUACUUUGAAAUGGAAAGAGCAUAUUAAGAUAAAGUUAGAUCGAGAUCUAUCAAUUAAAAUUGUUGAUUUUGGAAAUGCUUGUUGGACUCAUAAACAUUUUACAGAUAAUAUUCAAACGAGAGAAUAUAGAGCACCUGAAGCUAUAUUGGGGAUCGAAUAUGAUACAAGCACAGACAUUUGGAGUACUGCUUGUAUUGUUUUUGAAUUACUUACAAAUGACUAUCUAUUCAGACCUAAAAAGGGUAAAGGAUUUAAGAAAUCAGAUGAUCAUUUAGCUUAAAUGCAGGAGGUUUUAGGGAAAAUGAAUAAGAAAUGGGCAUUGAGUGGUUCUAACAGUAGAGAAUUCUUCAACAAGACUGGAUAAUUAAUUAAUAUCAAAGAACUGCAUCCUACAUCUAUUAGUAAACUAUUAAUGAGUGAUUAUGGUUUUUCAUAUUAUGAAGCAAAUCAAAUAGAAGAUUUUCUUGUGCCGAUGUUAGCAUUUGAGCCAAAGAAAAGAGUGACAGCCAGAUAGGCGUUGUAGCAUCCUUGGCUCUGGUCUAAAUGA